AUGGUAUUUUCCCCAGCAAAGCGCCUCACGAUACUCAAGCCAGCGAUAACUGACGAGCAACGCUUCUGGCGCUCCUUUCGCCCACUCUACGCCCUAUCGAAAUUGUUCGCAUUCUGGACGUUCACUGUGACCGUGAUUCAAGAUGGUGACCGGCGUGCGGUCGUGUUCCGCAAAUCACGCUGGAGUGUUAUGCACUUCUUCGUGAUGCUGGUACUGUACAGUACCUUCCAUCUUUACAUCAACUCCACCGACGCAUUCUCGGCCGCCGACGGCCGUCAAGGAGGAGGGCAGGCGGAAGUGAACUUUGUCUCGGUGGUGAUCGACAUGUACAAUCGGUACUCGGGCCUGCUGCUGUUCUGGUGGCUUCAUCUGAUGGCACACGUUUCCCAACCAACGGUGAUCGAAAUACUGCGCAGCGUGAUGGCCAUCGAUGAGCAGAUCCGCGUCCGCCUAACCGUUGCUCCCGAUCAUUGGCGUUGGUGCAGAUCCGUCUGUCUGCAUGUGACCGCCAUUUUCCUCGGGAUCGGACUGGCCGAGCGGUUCAACUGCAUCAUGUACAUGAGUGACUUCAUCCCGGUGUCAGAGUACUGCAUCUUCCAGUGUCUCAUUUCGAUGCUAACCUGCUCGACGGUCGAGAUCCAGUACGUGGCGUUGGUGCAGUUGAUACAAAACCGUCUCGAGCUGAUUAACAGCCUGCUGGGCGAGCUGACGAGCGAUCACAUCAGAAUGAAAAUAAUUAAUGACAUUAAAAAUGUAUACACACAUUUGCAUUUAUUAUCGCUGAAUAUUAAUCGCGCGUACGGUGCGCAGUUGAUUUUCAUCCUGAUGACGCUAUUCGUUACGCUAACGACGCUGCUCUACUACUGCACGAUGAAGCUGCUGAGAAUACUGCUGCUGGGACGUCAUACGCCGUUGCGCGACCUGGUGACUUCGUUCGAGGAUGUGCUGAGUACACUCUCCUGGAUCUGCAUCGCCACCAUUCGCAUUCUGCGCAUCUGCAGCGUGUGUAACAGGACGAAAAAUGAGGCCCAGCAAAUCGGAAGCCUCAUCCAGGGGCUGGGCUGGAAGACACAUUGCGGUGCCACGAAAACGGCGGUGCGACGACUGUCGCUGCAGCUGCUACAGCAACGCAUCGAGUUCAGUGCCGGCGGAUUGUUCCCCAUUGAUCAUGGACUGAUGUUUAACAUCGUUGGUUCGUUGGCCACAUUUCUGCUCAUUCUGGUACAGUUUGACAUCGCUCAGGGCGGAGCCAAGUGGAAGCCAGUGGCAACAGAACCGCCGGCAAACACCAGUACGGCUCAGUGAGCUUUCUACAUGGCACGUGUCGCCGGUAGCUGGCCGCUAGGCGGCUUAUGCGCGUCUUGCUGGUUUGCUUUUUUGACCUUUUUGUUUUGUGGAUGUCUUUAACACAUUCCUUGUGUUCUAUGUUCUGUGUGUGUCUAAAUAAUGGUGAUUUAGAAAAGAAGCAUCAUAU
Anopheles darlingi is the source of this 1474-nucleotide messenger RNA. Its product is annotated as gustatory receptor 68a-like. The transcript is spliced from 7 exons. Lineage: Eukaryota; Metazoa; Arthropoda; Insecta; Diptera; Culicidae. The record is from RefSeq and is a predicted model, not a curated record. Gene Ontology annotation, biological process: sensory perception of taste. Bases 1 to 1305 code for a protein of 434 amino acids. Gene Ontology annotation, cellular component: neuronal cell body; membrane; dendrite.